AUGUCCCCUGCAACGCCUAAGCGCAGAACGUUGGUUAACCUUGGUCAUGGAGGGUCGCUGAGCGAACCUAUUGUGACCAGUACCCCCCGCUCAAAGUUGAACGCUACGAACAUCGACGACACGACGACCCAACUUCGCUUGGACAUUGCUCGGUUGAUGAAUUCUGAGAUCGUCGUCUGCAAUGUCGAAGAAUUCAUAAAAUAUUACAUGCCUGGAUAUGACAAGGACACUGUUGACUUUGCACUGAGAUAUUUGGCCAGUGUCAAGAGGGAGGACAGAACUACUGUUCUUGUGCCUCGCAAAUACUUGGUGCGGACCCAUGAUGGUUUCGAGGAAGUUCGAGUGGAAGCAGAGGAUGCCGAGGAGGAAAGUGACGAGGAGCAGAGUCCAGAAGAUUCGGAUACGGAGGAUGAGUCGCCCUCUGAUAAUUUGAGAAAAGAGGAAAGAGAUGUAGACGGACAGUCUGGGCCAACUUCCCCCUUUGAUGGGACCUCAGGGAAAGAGAUCGAAGACGAAGAAUAUCCAAACGACUUCAAGGAUGACGAAGACGACACAGAUGCACCUGGCACUUUGGACACACUCGUCUACUCCCAUGUGCUUCACGAUUUCAGGUACAAGCCAUCUCUGGUAAAGAAAGAGUACCUCAAGAAGAAGAAACGGGGCCACAGGGUCGUCCGAAAGGUCAAUGAGGCCACACUUUUCAACACCUUAAGGGGCAUUGGAAGCGCCAUUCGCUCGUGCCUCGAGGAGAAGGGAGUUAGAAUGAAUGGCUACACCAUUCGCAUCUGUGGAAACUCCACUAUGGAUUCGACAAUCCCCGGUUGUGAUCAACGGAUCGAUGCUGGUCUAACCCAGAAGGAAGGGAGGGGACUGGCUGUUUCGGACGUGAUUGUCCCCUUUGAAUUCAAGGUUGAUUGUACAAAUGCAUUGAUCUACCAGAACCGCCGCCAGCUGCUGUCGCAUGUCAAUCACGCGAUGACCGAUGAUCCUCGACGAAACUUUAUGUUUGGUGUUACCAUAGAGGAUGACAUGGUCUCCUUAUGGUUUUUCUCCCGAUCGCAUUCCGUGAAGGCGACGGUCUUCAGUUUAGUCGAGCGACCUGACCUUCUUAUUGGGAUCUUUGUCUUUCUGUUCUGUGCUACGGACAAACAGCUCGGCCUUGACCCUCUUGUCACGCUGAUCGAAGGAAAACAUUUCCUUUAUCAUUUACCCCCCAACGAAACGAGGAUUAGGUCCCAAUACUAUCUGACCUCAGACUGCAUCUCUGAGUACCGCCCCUUGCGUCUCAGGGGACGCGCAACCCGGGUUUGGAGGGUGAAACAGGUCAAAUCGGCCACUGACCACAGGCGUGUGGAUGGAACAGCAGACAUGAUACUGAAGGAUGUUUCUGUUAGCUCCGAUGCGCCCACCGAGAACUUCAUCCAGAGCUGUAUUUUCCGGGACAUGGCCAACUUCUCGAGGGAUCCAAAUUGGCGCGCACGCGAUAUAUUGCGGGAUUGCACAGAGGAGGAGUUGGAUGAAAUUGCGGGUGCGCUCGAAAGGGAGAAAUUCAGGAGCUUCUUCUCCUGUGUGACUGAAUAUCAUAUUGGUACCUCAGGUCCCUUGGUCAUUCCCAGUGCUUGGAGAAUCCCGGCAAUCUUUGUCGAGCCAAAGAAGCAAUCUCAACGAGACAGCAAGGUCCAUGCUAAUCCGGGUCCCCAAUCGACGAAGGGAACUUCUAUGCAACCUUGCAGUCAAGUGAAUCCAACUCCUGCUGUCGACCAUAUACCUCAGCAAGUUCUUGUACCCAGGAAGCAAUGUCGGUACGUCUACGGUGAGGUCUACACGCCACUCAAUGAGAUUCAGACUCUUGGUGAGGCUAUUGACGUCUUAAAGGGCUGUAUCAUGGUGCUUCGGCUCAUGUUCUGUGUUGGAUGGGUUCAUCGUGACAUAAGUGACAGUAACAUCCUGGCUGCGCGAACAGGUCCCAACGGUCUUUGGAGAGUGAAGCUAGCAGACCUCGAGUAUGCAAAGAGGUUUCCGUCUAAUCGCGCUGCGAGCACCACACCCAAAACGGCUUCGCAAGAUUUCCUUGCGUGCGAGAUUUUGUCUUCAAGACGCAUUCUGGCUCAAGUCAACACUGGGCGAAGAGGGGGAGCAGUCCCGGUUGUUUCUUCACCCCAGGUAGUAACACUGGUUCACAAUUUCGUGCAUGACUUGGAAGCUAUCUGGUGGAUACUGCUUUGGCUGAUCACAAAGCGUGUAAAGCAACUCGGCCUUGAAAGAGACUUUGUGGAUACUCUCUUUGGACAAGAGACGGGCAAACUGGACGUCAAUAGCGCUUCCAAUCGGUGGAAUAUUUUCACCCUAGCCGAAUCCAUCGCCAAGCACAACGACGUGGUCAAAGCCCUCCCCUCUCCACUACGCUCCAACUUCAUCGCCGUGAUGGACCUUCUACGAGUUGAUCUCCAAGUCGACUACCAAAGGCAGCAUCGAGAACGCAAUUACCAUGACCCCGGAAGUUACUCUUGGGUUGUGAAUGUACCAUUCAGAGCCUUUUUCAACGAUAUCGAAGGAGAUAGGGACCAGUGGGCAGGCGUUAGGCUGAUCUUAGAGUCGGAGUUGAAACAAGAAAGGAAAGGGAAAAUGAAAGAGGAACCCUUGUUCACCCGAGAAGGCCCCGAGCAUGGCCAACCAGUGUCCCAGAUUCUGCAGAAACGCAAGUUCUCAGAGGACACAGUUUCGGAGGAUCAGCUUGAAAAGGAUGCCACCAUCUCACCCGCAGUCGUCGGCGACCUGAAGGGACGAGAAGCAGGAACUUCAAUCAGUGGAAAAUUGGAUGGAGAGCAAGACAAGCGCGCGGCAAAGCGCAUUCGGCAUUGA
Messenger RNA from Coprinopsis cinerea okayama7#130, 2862 nucleotides. RefSeq names its product other/FunK1 protein kinase. The transcript is spliced from 7 exons. The record is from RefSeq and is a predicted model, not a curated record. Bases 1 to 2862 code for a protein of 953 amino acids. Lineage: Eukaryota; Fungi; Basidiomycota; Agaricomycetes; Agaricales; Psathyrellaceae.